UGCUAUGGCAACCGUUUGAGCAACGACGCGACAAACUCGACGACCUGCGGGAGUAUGUAUUCACAUUCCGUUUCCGUGAUAUUUUUUAAUAUAGGUGAUAAAUGAGUUCCUUAAACACAAGACAGUACACAGCUAUUGUAAUACUGCAAUAUGUUUUAUUAUUUUUUGACGUUUGCGUGAAUUCAUUUGCGAGCUUUGCCAGACAACACCCAACGGAUCUGCUUGUGCUCUAUGUGAUUCAAGAUUUUUGUCUCAUCGUGGCUCUGACGUUGCUCUUAGUAAACUUCUUUUCUACUUAUAUUUUUCAGGCAGGUUUGAUACAACUGCUAUACACGAGAUUCCGCAUGACAUUAGUAUUAUGCAUUAUAUAUAUGAUAUUAUCAAUAAGUUUGCAUACAUGGCACAUUACUAUACAUUGGUCAGUACCAUUAAAACAUUAUUGGACAAACGGAUUUCACAUUCUUUAUUCUGCACAUAGAACAGUUGCAGUGCUAUAUUAUUACUUUUACAAAAGAGCAUCUUUAAGGAUCGGUGAUCCAAGAUUUUACAAGGGUUCUGCAUGGGUACAAAAACAACUGAGUAUUUCAUAACUACAUAUCAAUAAAAUUCAAUACGCACAAAGGAUAAUUGUAGCUUUGAUAAAAUAUAGACAUAUGUAUAAGGAUAUGUGUAUUUCAAACUUACAGCUUAAGCUACUUACAUGAUAUCUUUGCAUAUGUACAAAUUAUAUGAUUAUAUCAUACAGAUGAAGUGACGAGUGAGAGAGAUUGGUAGAUAUAUGUUUGAGCAUAUUCAAUUCUAAAUUUAUACAUUAUACAUUGUACAAUUUAUAUACAUUAUAUAAAAAAAACUUUACAAACUUUAUACAUGUACGUAUAUAUUUUUUGAAAGCAGAAAGAGAUGUGAUUUUAUAUAUUGAUUAAAAUAAUUGUACCAAUGUACGCAUCUUCAUUCUUUGUAAUCUUAGAUUAUCCUUUGCGUUUAUUUAGGGCCAUCACACUAAGCAACAGGCAAUAGGAACAGAAAUAAUGAAAGAGAGAAAGAGAGAAAAGAUCUCUCUUUCUUUAUUUCUUGUUCCUAUUGCCUGUUGCCUGGCAUUGUGUGAUGGCCUUUAUUUUGUCGU
Messenger RNA from Monomorium pharaonis (pharaoh ant), 1123 nucleotides. RefSeq names its product transmembrane protein 138. The record is from RefSeq and is a predicted model, not a curated record. The coding region runs from base 102 to 590 and encodes 162 amino acids. Gene Ontology annotation, cellular component: cilium. The transcript is spliced from 4 exons. Lineage: Eukaryota; Metazoa; Arthropoda; Insecta; Hymenoptera; Formicidae.